AUGAGCCGACCUACUGAAACCGAAGACUUGACUAGCGUAGAAUGGCGCGACACGGCUUGGAUCGAGCGUGUGGGUGGAUUCCAAAACCAACAAAUGGUGCUCGACUACUUUGCACAAUCGCCUUUUUGGGACCGUCAAUGCAAUAACCAGAUCCUUGCAAUGCAAACGCAAUACAAUGACUUGAGACAGCCAUAUGAAGCAACCGUUGAAGCGUUAAGGAAAAUGACAGGCAUCGAGUUUGCAGUGGUGCACGAGCAACCUCCUGUAUGGGUGAUUCAGAAGCAGUAUCGACGAGGACCUGAACCAAACGAUGUCAAUCCCAUCGCCACCUACUACAUUAUGGGCGCCAACGUGUAUCAAUCUCCUACCAUCUAUUCCGUGAUUGCCAAUCGCUUGUUGACAAGCUUGUUCCAUGUCAACAGUGCUUUCAAGGAGACACAACGAUGGAUGGAUUUUGAUCCUUCGAAGGGGUAUAGUUGGCAAGCACCAAAGUCAUCAUCAGCAUCAUCCGAUAAGAAGACAUCAGGCCAAUCUGGGACAUUACGUGCACGCGAAAGCCAAGAAUUCAGACAUUGGAUUGAUCGUACUAUUGAAGCAUCGGCCUUAAGGAUAGCACAGAACCGCUUUGUACCGGAGCAACAGGCGGCUAUGAAAGGAAGAACAGAGGCUACUAUACCUUCAGUUGCACCGAGUAUGACACAGAGUCGUGAUGAAGAUGCUACCGGUAAACGACAACGAAAAAAGACCGACGAUGGUAGUGCCCUUGCCAAACGCAAAAAGAAGACCACAACGAAAUGA
Lichtheimia ornata is the source of this 798-nucleotide messenger RNA. RefSeq lists its product as uncharacterized. The coding region runs from base 1 to 798 and encodes 265 amino acids. Gene Ontology annotation, biological process: regulation of transcription by RNA polymerase II. Gene Ontology annotation, cellular component: mediator complex; core mediator complex. The record is from RefSeq and is a predicted model, not a curated record. Lineage: Eukaryota; Fungi; Mucoromycota; Mucoromycetes; Mucorales; Lichtheimiaceae. Gene Ontology annotation, molecular function: transcription coactivator activity. The transcript has 8 exons.